Erpetoichthys calabaricus (reedfish) is the source of this 1136-nucleotide messenger RNA. It is a transcript of the gene lrrc23, whose product is annotated as leucine rich repeat containing 23. The record is from RefSeq and is a predicted model, not a curated record. Bases 80 to 1105 code for a protein of 341 amino acids. Gene Ontology annotation, cellular component: cytoplasm. Gene Ontology annotation, molecular function: protein binding. The transcript has 7 exons. Lineage: Eukaryota; Metazoa; Chordata; Cladistia; Polypteriformes; Polypteridae.
GUAAUGCCGUCAUCCCCAUAGCAACAACGGACGCGUUGAUCUGUAGCAGAGCCGAGCGAGAACUAGUUAAGGAUUAACAAUGUCAGAUGAAGAGGAUGAGGUUUUGGAGGGAGAUGUUGAGGAUGAAGAAGAGGCGGGAGCCGGUAUGGAAAAUGAAGGAGAAGGAGAGGAAAAGGGAGAAGAAGAUGAAGCACAUGAGGAAGAAGAAGAAGAAAAGAUAGUGUGCCCAUUGUCGUCUGAAAUAAUCACAGAAGGACUAUCAUUAUUAUGCAAGACUAGCACCGGCUUGGGACAUGCCUAUGUUAGGCUGGAACUCAGUGACAAGGGACUGACUGACAUUCUUUUGGUCAGUAAGUUCAUUCACCUGAGAUUUAUUGAUAUUUCUUCAAACUUUCUCAAUGACCUUUCCCCAUUGGCAUCCUUAACACACCUCCUCUGGAUAAAAGCAGAUGUUAAUCAGUUAACUGAGUUACAAGAUCAGAAACUAGAAGAGCUCCCAUAUCUCCAGUGGCUUAAUUUAUCAUCCAAUCGGAUAAAGGUCACAAGUGCCUUAAGUACCCCAGCGCUGGAGGUGUUAAAUCUAUCUGGUAAUCAGCUAAUGAUCAUUAGUGGUUUAGAUUAUGGACGGCUAUCUAAUCUUGUUACUCUGGAAUUAAGAGGAAACCAGUUGGAGACUACAGAUGGAAUCUACUUACCAAACCUUCGUAAACUGUACUUGGCACAAAAUAUGAUCAAACAUCUAAAUGGACUUGAUCACCUUGAGAAAUUAACAACUUUGCACCUUCGUGACAACCAAAUUGAGUCUCUUGAAGGCAUUGGCGAGGGAAUGAAGUCUCUUCAGUAUCUCAAUUUAAGAGGUAAUCUUGUGCCCAAUUUCCAUUCUAUUCCCUGUCUUGCUCCAUUGUCUGGCACUUUACGAGCACUUGUUCUGUCAGACAAUCCACUUUGUGAACUUGAUGACUAUCGUUUAAGAAUUCUCUGCUUCCUGCCACUGCUAGAAAGAAUGGAUAAAGAUCCUGUCAGCUUUGAAGAGAAAGCAGAAGCAAAAGAGAGACUGAGAGUAAGUUUUUAUAAAAGUGAUGAGGUCAAUGAUAUUGUAAAAUAAAAUUAAAAGAAACACUGAAGCCCAUUUUAAA